ACCCCCAACAAACUACCAAAAACGAAAAAAAACGUAACAAAUCCGCACAGCCACACGCCACGCCACGCCACGGCCACCGCCGCCGCGCGACGCGACGCGAACCCGGAGAAAACGGGGGCGAAGGAAUCCGCCACCGCAAUGGAGGCCGCGGCCUCCCCGUCGCCGCCCCCUUCCAGGGCGUCGCCGCUGCGGCUCAACCCGGCCGCGUUCCUCCUCCGCACCACCACCACCACCACCACCGUCCAGCCGACCACAUCUGCCGACGCGCCCCCGCCCCCGCCGCCGACGCGGCAGACGGCCGGGGUCGACCGGCUCAUCUCGUUCCUCUCCUCCCUAAUCCCCCGCCGCGGGCAGCGGGCGAAGCAGCCGACCAGCCCCCCUCCCACCGCGGCGGCGGCGGCGGCGAUGCGGAGGGCGGCGGAGAGGGAGGCAGAGGCGGAGCGGCAGCUGGUGGGGUGCGCGGUGCCGCUGUUCCGGCCGUACGUGGCGCAGCUGCCGUGGCACGGCGGCGCGCGGGCGUGGCUGUCGCGGAUGUUCCCGCGGUACGGGCACUACUGCGGCCCCAACUGGUCGAGCGGGAAGGAGGCCGGGUCCGUGCUCUGGGACCGCCGCCCCGCCGACCACCUCGACUUCUGCUGCUACUGCCACGACAUGGCCUACGACACCCACGACCAGGCCCAGCUCCUCCGCGCCGACCUCGCCUUCCUCCGCUGCCUCCAGAGCAGUCGCCAGACCCCCGCCCGCGACGGCAUCGCCGCCGCCGCCAUCUACCGCUCCAUGUGCAUCUUCGGGCUCAAGACGAUACUGAUACCGUACCGUACGAACCUGGUGCGGCUGCAAACCGGGCCGAAUUACGCCGACGCCUUCGCCGAUUUCGUCAAGAGGGUCGCCUCGUCGUCGGGGAGGCCGACCGGUGGCAACAAGCAGAGAAUGUGAGAGCAUUUGUGAUCACAAUGGCGCAGGAUGAAUCCAACUAAUUGGAAUUGGAUAUUCAGCCAUUCAGGUCGUCGUAGUAGUUGUGUAUAGCUCAAGUUUUGAUUCGAACCCGGCGAGGCGGCGUCGCGGCGAGGGGAUUGUUUGUAUCCUGUUCUAAUGGGUAUUAGUUGAUGAGAAUCUUGGGAUCUUCACUGUGAAUAUAGCUUAGCACAUGAUUUAUUAUAUCAAAAUGUAGCCUCCCUUGAUAUCAAAAUUCAGAAUCAAUGGAUGCAAGUUUCUAUUUCUGAACCAAAAUGGAUGCAAGUUCUAUUUCUGAACCAAAA
Molecule: messenger RNA, 1259 nt
Organism: Oryza sativa Japonica Group (Japanese rice)
Lineage: Eukaryota; Viridiplantae; Streptophyta; Magnoliopsida; Poales; Poaceae
Biological process (GO): phospholipid metabolic process; arachidonate secretion
Molecular function (GO): A2-type glycerophospholipase activity
Source: RefSeq, a predicted model, not a curated record